AUGAGUAGUACACGCGUUUUUGAAGUUUUAAAUAGAAUCCAGGUUGCACUUGGUAGGAAUUCAUUUCCCGAUAUGAACUUUAAACCAAAGCAAAUAAAAUGCUUAGAAGCAAUUUUAAAAGGAAGAAACGUUUUAGCUGUUCUCCCAACUGGUUAUGGGAAAUCGAUCAUUUUUCAGUUGUUGCCAGAUUUUCUUUCAAAUGAAGAGAAAGGAAGUAUGAUAAUUGUUAUCACUUCCUUAAAUUCGAUUAUAGAUGACCAAAUGAAAUUUUUAAAAAAAGUUGGAAUGGAAUGUUUUCACUUGAAAAGCCCAUUUGACAUUGAAGAAGCAAGAACAAAUUUGUUCUCUGAUUCCUAUCCUGACAACGAAGUUAAUAGUACUGCACUACCAGAUUUUUCAAUAAAAAAAUUUAAAAUCUUGUUUUGUCACCCUGAAGCAAUUCUAAGUGAUGUGGGGAGAAACUUACUAAAGACAAACACACUCCAAAAAGAAGUAAAAGCCAUUGUUGUAGAUGAAGCACAUUGUAUAGACACUUGGGGUGAUAGCUUCAGAAAAGAAUUUCUUAAUCUUGGAGCCAUUAGAUCCUUUUUUCUGGACAUUCCUGUGCUUGCCCUAACAGCAACUUCUACAGUUAAAACAACAAGCAGAAUAAAAAUUGUUCUUGGAAUGAGGGAUUGUAUCAAAAAGAUUUUGUUACCGAUUGGAGAAGAUUUAAAAAAACAAGCGAAAGCAUAUCCACAGACUAUCAUAUACUGUAAAUUAAAGUAUUGUGGAUAUGGGUACAAACUUUUUGAAAGUAUAAUCGGCCCUUUGCAAUAUGUAGGAGGCGAAUGUAAACCAUCCAAAAGCUUGUUUGUGCAAUUUCAUGCACCCCAAACUAAGCACAUGAAGCAUGAAAUUAUUUCAGAAUUUUCAAAAAUCGACAGUAACAUCAGAGUCAUUUUUGCAACUUCUGCCCUUGGUAUGGGCGUAAAUGCACCUAAUAUGAAACAAAUUGUACAUAUUGGCCCUCCUCCAACAUUGGAGGAAUACAUACAGGAAAUAGGCAGAGCAGGUCGCAGAGGACAGGAUGCUGUAGCUGUGUUACAUUACAACAACUCUGACAUUAGUAUUGAUAGAAUUACGAAGGGAUUGAUUGACAAACAGAUGGCUGAAUAUUGCAAAAAUGACAGUAGCUGCUUGAGAUCUUUGUUGUUGAAGCAUUUCAAACAUAAAGCACCACCACAACAAAAAUGUUGUAUUAUAUGUCAUCCAGAAACCGACUAUGGUAAACUUGAUCACGUCUUGGUCAGAGAAAAAGUACAACGUAAAAUUAGUGAAGUUGAUUUGCAAAAAUUGUCACAAGAAUUUAAUAACCUGCUUGCAGAUUUGGAUGCAAAUUUAACAGAUGAUCCGCCAAGAGAGUUUUUUGGUCUUAGUAUGGAUACUAAAGAAAUUGCGGAGAAGUUUUCAAUGAUAUUGGAUAAUGUCACUGAAAUUGAAAAUGAAGAUAGCCUUUUGGGAUUUGGUCUUUGGGACGAAGAUGUAUCGAAAAAAGCAUAUGAGCUCAUACAAAUUUACACUACAGAAUUACCUUGA
Molecule: messenger RNA, 1578 nt
Organism: Hydractinia symbiolongicarpus
Lineage: Eukaryota; Metazoa; Cnidaria; Hydrozoa; Anthoathecata; Hydractiniidae
Exons: 3
Coding region: 1-1578 (525 amino acids)
Biological process (GO): telomere maintenance; double-strand break repair via homologous recombination
Cellular component (GO): cytoplasm; nucleoplasm; nucleus
Molecular function (GO): nucleic acid binding; ATP binding; 3'-5' DNA helicase activity
Source: RefSeq, a predicted model, not a curated record